UUCAUGGCAAAACAAGACUCAUUCUCACUGAAGAAGCAAAGAAAGCAUAUUCACUGAGACCUGAGCUCUGGUUUGCAGGAUGGAUUCGCUGUCUUCUGUAGUUGGAGCUUAUGUGACCUGGGAUGUCAAAAGUCUGCUUCUCUUCAUUGCAAUGUUUAUCCUCACUAUAGAUUAUAUUAAGAACCGCCAACCUGCAAGCUUCCCUCCAGGACCAUGGGCUCUACCUAUCGUUGGCAACAUCUUCUCUUUAGACCACAACAGGACCCAUGAGAGUAUGACACAGUUAUCAGGGAAAUAUGGAGAUGUGUUCAGCCUGAGAAUGGGUCAGGAGUGGAUGGUGGUCUUGAAUGGCUUUGAGGUUCUGAAAGAAGCUCUUGUAAAUCAGGGGGACAGUUUUUCUGACCGCCCACCCCUCCCUCUGUAUAUGGACAUGUCCAAUGGUCUAGGUGUUGUUUUAAGUAAUGGACACUUGUGGAAGCAGCAGAGGCGUUUUGCUCUUUCAACCCUCAGAAAUUUUGGACUUGGCAAGAAGACACUUGAGCCUGUGAUUCUUGAUGAAUUAACAUAUUGUUUAAAGAAAUUUAAGAGUUAUGAAGGUAAGCCCUUCAAUCCCCACCUCCACAUAAACAACGCUGUCUCCAACAUUAUCUGCUCCAUGGUUUUCGGGCAUCGCUUUGAGUACACUGAUAAGAAGUUCAGGACACUGAUAGGUGACUUUGAGAAAGUGGUCGUGAGUCAAACAUCAAUUUGGGCACAGUUUUACAACUCAUUCCCUAAGCUGAUGAGAUACAUGCCAGGACAACAUCAUACAUUCCUGAAGGUUUCUAGUGAUAUAAAGGACUUCAUAAGAGAAGAGCUUAAGGAUCACAAGCAACACUGGGAUCCCUCAGACCAAAGAGACUACAUUGACUGCUACCUGAAUGAGAUAGAGAUGAACAAGGGGAAGGCUGACAGCACUUUUGAUGAAGAGAACUUGGUAGAAUGUGUCUGGGAUCUUUUCUUGGCUGGUUCAGAGACCACAUCCACCACCCUCCGCUGGGCUUUCCUCUACAUGGCAAAGUACCCUGAGAUCCAGGCAAAAGUCCAGGCUGAAAUAGACAGAGUUAUUGGACAGUCCAGGCCACCAUCAACGGAAGAUCGUGUUAACCUGCCCUAUACUGAGGCGGUCAUCCAUGAGGUCCAGAGAAUGAGCAACAUAGUUCCUCUCAGUGUGCCACAUAUGACCAACAGAGAUGUCCAGCUGAGAGGCUACACUAUCCCAAAGGGGAUCACAGUCAUUCCCAAUUUGACCACAGUCCUGUUUGACAAGAAUGAAUGGGAGACACCCUUCACCUUCAACCCCAGACACUUUCUGAAUGAGGAGGGCAAGUUUGUGAAGCAGGCUGCUUUCAUCCCUUUCUCUGCAGGAAAGCGGCUGUGCCUUGGUGAGAACCUGGCAAAGAUGGAGCUUUUUCUUUUUUUCACCUCGUUCAUGCAACACUUCACCUUCUCCAUGCCUGCUGGGGUGAAACCAGUGCUGGACUUCAUCUAUGGGAUCACUCUGGCUCCAUGUCAUUAUGAAAUCUGUGCAACCCCACGCAUGUAGAAGCUGUGGUUGACAAAGAGAAUCCAGAACAAAUCCGUUGUCAUUGUUUACUGUACUGUAAACUUGUUGUAUGCCAGACUUCUAGGGUUUAAAGAUUACUGACAAACUGAUAUUUUUGCUUUAAACAGAUGUUGUCCCUGCUAACAUCCCAUACUGCAGUAAGUCUGUUAUGACCUUCCCUUUUUGGGUUUUGUCAUACACAUCACGUUCCUAGAAAGCAUUUAAUGGUAGUUAUGACUGGGGAUGGUCAUAAUUAGCCAGCUAAAUGGUUCAAAUUUGAUUUCUUUGUAGUUGGCACUAGAAUUAUGAGUUAGUUAAACAAAUUCUCAAUUUUAUUUCAACUUAUAAACAUUUCAGGCCCACAGUCUUGAUCAAACGCUCAAUCAAAACCGUGGCUGUCACUUGUCGCCACUGUAGCUGUUCUUAAUUAUGACUGCCUUGCUACCUAAGUGCUCCAUAACCAAAUGUAAACAACUUGAUAGCUGGUAGCAUCAAUAGCAACAUAGUUUUGCAUUAUUUAGAUCUAGGAAACAAGGAUACACAUUCAGAUGCAGUGUCAGGUUAUACUCACAUAAAACCUUAGCAAUGGCUGACGAUAUUCAGCACAGGAAUGUGGAUGUUAACCUGCAUAGAGGAUGGAAGACCAGUGCUACUGGGACUGCUAAAAAUAGACACAGUCUGCAAAACACCGUUAUGGUGUGAAAUUGUGUUAACUCGACAUUAGACUUGGUUUAAUGCAACUUUAAUUGGCUGUAACCGGAUGUGAAAUUACUUGCUUAGGAGCAUCGCUAGAUAGGAUAUUCAUGUCCUCCUUGGCUCAGGUUGGUAUAUACAGUAAAUUUUUUAACUCACAUUUACAAAAAGACAUUGAUAAUUUGCCUUCUGUCAUUCAAGAAAAUAUACUAAAUUCCAGUCUCCUUCCUUGGAUUUUUAGUGAUGGUAGAUUUUGAAAAAUUACUUGCAUUAAGACCUUGAUUUCCUUUUUUGGCAUUUUUAAUAUACCUUUUAGAUUGCACAGUCUCAUUAAGGUUGGUGGCUGCUUUCAAAAAUGUAUUUUCUAAUAUGAAGGAGGUGACAUGAGUAGUAUAGUUGUUAGAGAUACUUUGCUUUCUUGUUUUCCUUUUAAAAUCUUGUUGAAUCAACUCCACACUGUCAUGUAUCUCACUAAAUUCUCAUGCAGAACCACAAACAAAGAGAUAUUGGUAUUGUUCAGUCAUCAUUAUUGUCAGUAUAGUAUACAGUGAAGAUAAAAAAUAUUCACUCCCUUGGAUGUUUUAUCCUUUUAUUGAUUUUAUAAAUCAAUCAUGGUCAAAAUAAUUUAGCUUUUUUUGUCAAAAAAACCCCCAAAACUAUUUAAUGUCAAAUGAAA
Messenger RNA from Cheilinus undulatus (humphead wrasse), 2954 nucleotides. RefSeq names its product cytochrome P450 2J6-like. The transcript has 9 exons. Gene Ontology annotation, biological process: xenobiotic metabolic process. Gene Ontology annotation, molecular function: oxidoreductase activity, acting on paired donors, with incorporation or reduction of molecular oxygen, reduced flavin or flavoprotein as one donor, and incorporation of one atom of oxygen; iron ion binding; heme binding. Gene Ontology annotation, cellular component: cytoplasm; intracellular membrane-bounded organelle. Lineage: Eukaryota; Metazoa; Chordata; Actinopteri; Labriformes; Labridae. The record is from RefSeq and is a predicted model, not a curated record. The coding region runs from base 80 to 1585 and encodes 501 amino acids.